UCUAUUUAUCUGUGUCCAUUGCUUCUCGCUUAUACCUACUUACAAUUUUUUGAAUUUAUUUAGUUUAUUAUUUUGUAGAGGAUACAGAAACUUGCCGUUUCUUUCAUUUUUAUUCACGUGUCAGCUAGUGAAAUCAAUUCCACCGGCAUGAUUUACUAUAGACAUGUCAAACAUAAAGCAUAAGAAUAAUAUAUUAGCUACUAUUGAUCAACUACGUGAAAGGAAGUCUCGUCCUGAUAUAAAUAGAAUUUGCAAGUUUAUGCUCAAGUGUUACAAAGUAUCGCCAAAAGAUACAAAAGCUGAUCUUAGACGUUGCGUCAGAGAGAAGAGUAUUUUAAAAGUUGACUAUAAGGAUAAUGUAAGUUACAGGAACGCUGCUAAGUGGAGAAAGAGGGCAUAUAAAUCAACAGCAGACAUGGCUUCUACUACAAAUGCAUCCGGUGAGAGAAGAAUAAUAACUUCAGCCAUCGCUACACUUAUCUACAAGGACCAGAGUUAUCUAGAGAAUGGCAUAGCCUUUGAAGAUCUAGUCAAAUCUGCUGCAUCACAAGAGUCAAAAUAUUCAAAGAAGCAACUGGAAAAUAUAAUUAACAAGGAGCUAUCAUCAGGUAGUUUAGUUAAGCUGCCAAAUGGAAACCUGGCUCUGGGCCCCGCAGACCAUGACGGAGACAGCUGUGACAGUUUUAGAUUUGAGUACAAUGCUGACUCUAAUACAAAGAUGACUUCUUCAGCAAAUUCAUCUGCCAGAUCAUCCCCCCAACGGGUCAGGGGUCGCCCAAAAAAGAAUAGAGGAUCCAACAGCAGCUCAUCAAAGAAUGUAAGCAGCAGCACCAGUCAUGGAGUCCGCGUCGGAGAGCGCCGUAAAAUGGCUAAGAAAGUAUUUGAUCCCUCAGACAACAAUGUACCCAGCAAAAAGAAGAGGGGUCGUCCAGUCGGAUCACUAAACAAAAGUACAUUGAAGAAGAGAUUGAUAUCUCAAAACAAAGAUGACAAAGAAGACACUCCUUUUUCUGAGAGUCAACACUCCCUUGAUGCAAGUGCUGACGAGAUGGAAGCUGAAGCUGAAGCAGAAGAGACUAUGGCAACAGAAACAUCUGGUGGUGUUUGUUCUGUGUGCCUAGUACAGAAGCCAAAAGGAUCCAAUGAUAAAAUGGUUGAAUGUCGAGACUGCAGCAACAAAGCUCACCUGAACUGUCUUCAGUCAGGCUCAGGGAUUUUGAAGCUCAGACCAGACAGCACAUGGCAAUGCCCACAUUGCAAAACCUGUGUGGUUUGCUGUGAAACUAAUGAUGCGGGUGUGCUUACUGUGUGCACAAUAUGUUCUGAUGCGUACCAUGCGCUGUGUCACUCCCCGCGCAUUCCAGAACGUCUGAAAGCAUGGGACCAAUGGGAAUGUAACAAUUGCCUGGAAUCAAGGCCAACUGUUGUCGGAUCUCCAGCCAUUAUCAAUAGAAGUUCGCCUACUAUUGAUCCAUUUUUGAAGCCACAUGAAAUUGAUAGAAGCUCAGCUAAAGCAGCUGAUGAAACCCCAAUAGAUACAAAAAUACCUGAUAUUAGUGACUGGACUAGCUCAGAUGUUUAUGACUACUUUAUGGAACAUUUCCCUGAAGCUGCUCCAAUUUUAAAACAACAGGACUUUGAUGGGCAAGCACUAAGUAUGGCACGCAGAGCUGAUAUAGUAAGGGGGCUGGGGUUGCCACUGGGCCCAGCACUGGCCUUGUACAGGAUUGUAGUCAAACUGCAGACAAGGAAGGAUGACUGGACUAUGUGUUGGGGUUGAUGUAGAUACAUACUAGGGCCAAAGUGUUUUUUAAGUGCGUUAAGUUAGUAGUACAAAAGUAUGAUAGUGUUUUUUCUAGAUAAUUAAGAGGUAAAUGAAAAAUUUGAAGUUAUAAUAAGUUAUCUAUUUGCUAAGCUAAUAAAUAAGUCACAUAUUUACAAUUUC
Plutella xylostella (diamondback moth) is the source of this 1945-nucleotide messenger RNA. Its product is annotated as L(3)mbt interactor in ovarian somatic cells. Gene Ontology annotation, biological process: negative regulation of DNA-templated transcription. NCBI's taxonomy places the organism in Eukaryota, Metazoa, Arthropoda, Insecta, Lepidoptera, Plutellidae. Gene Ontology annotation, cellular component: nucleus. Gene Ontology annotation, molecular function: DNA binding; histone binding; chromatin binding. The record is from RefSeq and is a predicted model, not a curated record.